AAAACAAAUAAUAUCUCAACAACAUCUCUUAAAUCGUUGCUCUAUAAGAAGGGCAUCGAUCUGCCCCCCAAAAGGUAGAGCCUAUACAUAAGAUAAUGGCAGAAGAUCAUGAGGUGGUGGUAUUUGGUGUUUGGGGAAGUGCUUAUAGUCGCAGAGUAGAGACUGCUCUUAAACUGAAAGGAGUGCCUUACAAAUACAUUGAAGAAGAUUUAAGCAAAAAGAGUCCUUCGCUUCUCAAAUACAACCCCAUCCACAAGAAGAUUCCCGUCCUCGUACACAAUGGAAAGCCUAUCGUGGAGUCCCUUGUUAUUCUUGAAUACAUUGAUGAAACUUGGCAGGGGGGCUAUCCCUUACUCAUGCCCAAAGAUCCUUAUCAGAGAGCCCUAGCACGUUUCUGGACCAAGUUCAUUGACGACAAGUGCGUUCCUGCGAUACUGAAUGCUUUCCGUGGCGAAGAGCAAGAGCGUGAGAAGGCUGGGGAAGAAUUAGCAGAACUGCUAAAAUUAUUGGAGAAGGAGCUCGAGGAGAAAAGAUUCUUUGGAGGAGAGAAUAUAGGAAUGGUAGACAUUGCUGCAAACGUCAUAGGCUUCUCGCUUGGAGCUUUUGAAGAAGCUUCUGGGGUAAAGUUAAUGACAAGAGAGAAAUUUCCUAAACUCUGCAACUGGAGGGAUGAGUUUAUGAGCAACAGUGCUGCUAUCAAGGAAAAUAUUGGACCUUCCAGAGAGAAAUUCAUUUCCUUUCUACGAAAUUACUUAAGAAAUAAAUAAAUAAAUAAAUAUGUAAGGCUUCCAGGCCAAUAAAUCGACGAAUAUUAUAGAUCACGUACGUCUAGUACUGCAUAAUAAUUAAUUAUCCUGCACCAAUGUAAUAAAAUAGGCUUGAUUUCUCUUAUGAUCAAGUUUGUAAUUUCAUUAAUAUUUUAAUUUGUCUAUCAUAAGUACUGUUGGUUCUUGUUUAAUUAAUUUGGAAUCAUUCCUAUAAAUAAAUUAAUUGUCUCUAA
Messenger RNA from Carya illinoinensis, 1000 nucleotides. Its product is annotated as probable glutathione S-transferase. Gene Ontology annotation, biological process: glutathione metabolic process. The transcript has 2 exons. Lineage: Eukaryota; Viridiplantae; Streptophyta; Magnoliopsida; Fagales; Juglandaceae. The record is from RefSeq and is a predicted model, not a curated record. The coding region runs from base 96 to 767 and encodes 223 amino acids. Gene Ontology annotation, molecular function: glutathione transferase activity. Gene Ontology annotation, cellular component: cytoplasm.